CACACUGAAUCAACAAGCCGAUCCAUCGCAUUGCAGCCCGCGCCGCCGCCGCCGCCGCGCAGUGAGAGAGGGGGUGAGAGAGAGAGAGGAUGAGAGGCCUCAGAUCGCGGAUCCUCCGGACCCUGCAGUCCUUCCCCAACGCCGCCACCGCCGCGCAGUCCAACGCCCUCCUCCCGCCCCCCGACGCCGCCGCGCCCGCGCCGGCCGAUAGCGACUGCCGGGGCGGCGGCGACGACGAUGGCGACAAGGAGAACGUCUCGCCGGAGGCCAACCCGCGGAAGGCCAAGAAGAUGAAGGUGAGCUCCGGCCGCGAGGAUGGCUCUCUGGAGGAGUCCGGCGGGUGCUACCGCCGGCCGGAGCUCGAGUCGCCGAGCCUCUUCGACCCGGACCUCCUCGCCGCCUUCCGCGGCGUCGUCGACGCCUACACCCAGGCGCUCGAGAAGACCCAGCGCCGGGACGCCGACGCCGACGACGACAUCGCCGCCGCGCUGGACGCCGGCGGCCGCGACGAGGACCCCCUGGCCGGGCUCGAGAGCCGGUGCCCGCCCGGCGGGGAGCGCGCCGUGGUGCUCUACACCACGUCGCUGCGCGGGGUGCGCAAGACGUUCGAGGACUGCGCCACCGUGCGACGCCUGCUCGACGGGCUCCGCGUCGCCUUCCUGGAGCGCGACGUGUCCAUGCACGCGCCCUACCGGGACGAGCUCCGCGCGCUGCUGCCGAGGCCGGGACCGGGCGACGGCGCCGGCGCCAGCAUGCCCCUGCCGCCGCGGCUGUUCGUGGACGGGCGCUACGUCGGCGGCGCGGACGAGGUUGUGGCGCUGCACGAGCAGUCGCGGCUCCGGCCGAUGCUCCGGCGCGCCACGCGCCGGGGCGCAGGCGACGUGGCCUGCGCGGUGUGCGGCGGCGCCUGGUUCGUCGUGUGCGGCGGGUGCAGCGGCCGUCAUUGGCUCUAUGACGACGGCUUAGCCGCCGCCGUCGCCGCCAGCCGCGUGCCGUGCCCAGGAUGCAACGAGAACGGGCUCGUGCCGUGCCCCCUGUGCAGCUGAGCUGAGGUGAUCCCAUGCCCUGCCCCGACAGACAUGUAAAUCUUUUUGUGUAUUACCUGGGAGAGAGGCCGCUCUGCGGCGAAAUUCUUUGUGAUUGUUUCAUAAGUACGUGCUGUAUAAUUUGCCAUGGGCCGCUUCUUAAUGGAGUUGGUUGCAUCAAGCUGAACGAUCAGUGACUCUAAAACCCAAUUUGCAGCACUAGUGCUGCUGAGUUGAAUCCCGAGGGUUGGUUUUUGUCA
This is a messenger RNA of Hordeum vulgare subsp. vulgare (domesticated barley), 1285 nucleotides long. RefSeq lists its product as uncharacterized. The record is from RefSeq and is a predicted model, not a curated record. The transcript has a single exon. Lineage: Eukaryota; Viridiplantae; Streptophyta; Magnoliopsida; Poales; Poaceae. The coding region runs from base 90 to 1046 and encodes 318 amino acids.